Messenger RNA from Epinephelus moara (kelp grouper), 2382 nucleotides. Its product is annotated as pyruvate dehydrogenase [acetyl-transferring]-phosphatase 1, mitochondrial-like. The transcript has 6 exons. Gene Ontology annotation, molecular function: protein serine/threonine phosphatase activity; cation binding. Bases 114 to 1685 code for a protein of 523 amino acids. Lineage: Eukaryota; Metazoa; Chordata; Actinopteri; Perciformes; Serranidae. The record is from RefSeq and is a predicted model, not a curated record. Gene Ontology annotation, biological process: protein dephosphorylation.
AAACUCACCUGAGCAGGUGAUGAGUUUAACAGGAAGUACACACUCAACUACGCACAACUACAAACGGGUUCUCCUGUUGGUUCUCCUGCCGCUUCUCCUCCCAGUGAGUGACCAUGUUGAGAAGAACAGGAACCUUGGGAGGACGUUGCAGGUUUGAGCUCGAGCAGUGUCAUCACUCCUUCUCCCCUCCCCCCUCCCCUCCUGAGCUCCCUAGACUCUAUUACCCAGCAGGCAGCAGGAGCAGGAAGUACCGGGCGGGGCAGGAGACGGGGCAGAUGAGCUUGGCUCAGAUCAACCACAUCUUAAAGGCCAACGAGUACAGCCACACCCUCCCUAGAGGCCCCGCCUCCCAUGGCGUCUUGGGUUUUCAUAGCAACAUGUUGCCAUCCAACCAUCCUGGCGAAGACCGCCGGAGCAGCGCCACCUGCCUGCCAGGUCGUGGCGGUGUGCUGUUUGGUGUGUUUGAUGGCCAUGCGGGGUCAGCCUGCGCUCACGCCGUCAGCCAGAGGCUCUUCUAUUACAUCGUCGUGGCAACGCUACCACUAAGGAUGCUGGAGGACCUCGAACGGGCGGUGGAGGAGGAACGGGCCGUACCACCACUGCUAGAGUGGCACAAACACCCCCAAGACCACAGCUGCCCUGACGGAGGAGCGAUCUCCUUCCACAGCCUCCGAAACUACUGGCAGGAGAGGCUGGAGGAUGAAGACGAGGACAAGGACGAAAAAGAGGAGCAGCAGGAGGACAGAGGCAGGGUGACAUCAGCACUGAUCAAUGCUUUCCGUCGCCUUGACUACGACCUGUCUGUGGAGGCCCAGGUACACCUGUCCAUUUCUUCACCCAGGUGGGUGUCUGUCCCUGGGGAAGCGUCCUCUCUGUCCUCCCCCCUCCGGGUUGCGCUGUCCGGCUGCACGGCUUGCAUCGCCCACGUCUCCAGGGGCGUCUUGCAUGUGGCCAACCUGGGUGACAGUCGGGCUGUCCUGGGCGUCCAGGAGCCGGGUGGACGCUGGUCGGCGGUCAGCCUCACCAAUGACCACAAUGCGCAGAAUCCGGAGGAGCUGCAAAGGAUUCUAGGAGAACACCCGCUGUCGGAGCGGAGGACGGUGGUGCGCCACGACCGCCUGCUGGGUCUGCUGCUGCCUUUCAGGGCAUUUGGUGACGUCCGCUUCAAAUGGAGCGCAGAGAUGCUGAGUCGGGUCUACGAGACGCGUCCAGACGUCCUGUCUGCAGUCAGCGAGGCCGUCCGGGCACUGCCAUUGCACUACCUGACCCCACCCUACCUGAGCGCCCAGCCAGAGGUCACCUUACACCGCAUCAGACCCGCCGACAAGUUCCUGGUCCUGGCGACCGACGGACUCUGGGAGCUGAUGCAUCGACAGACGGUUGUCCAGCUGGUGGGGGAACAACUGACAGGUCUUCAGCAGCAGAGACCCAUAAUUCCUGGUGUGGGCAUAACACUGGGCGGCUUGCAGCGCCUCCUGCUGGAGAGGAGAGGGCGGGUCCUGUCAGUGCUGGAGGACCAGAACGCUGCCACCCACCUGCUCCGCCACGCCCUGGGGGACGACGGCUACGGAGCAGUGGCACCAAAUCGUCUGGCCAAGAUGUUGAGCCUGCCAGCAGAGCUGGCAAGGAGGUACCGCGAUGAUAUCACCAUCACCGUCAUCCACCUGAACGAGCCCGACCUUUAAUCAGAACACCUAAGGGAAUUCACCUGCUGGUAACCAGGAGACAAACAGGAAGUCUGUUACAUGCUGGUCUGUCCUGUUGCUAAUUGUUCUGCUACAUAAUUUAUUGUGUUUAACCCUAACUCAGUAUGUCAACCAGUUGCUAACACUAGCCACUCAGCUAAUCUUUGCUGUUGGUUUUCUAAAGCUAACUGCUAAUGCUACGUAGCUAGUUUUCCAGUGUGGUAAUAAGAGAAACAAUAACAAGAGAUACAGCAAUUAUUUACCUGAACCAACUGUUUUUAUUGUUUUGGAAACGUUUCUGUUUGUUUCAUUAAAUCAGUUUUUAACUAGUCCAUACCCACUGAGUGCACAGUUGCCAACGUACAGUUUCACAUGGUGUGUGUUUGGGAUACAGGUCAUAGGAAAUUGCAGAUUAAACAGUCAACUGAACCCAUUAAGAAGAGCAAUGUAUUCAGACAGCAUGUUUGUGAAGUUGAUAGUACGAGUGCUUUAUUGAAAGUACAGUAGGGUGACCAUAUUUUGAUUUCCAAAAAAGAGGACACUCGCUCCGGCCACGACAUAGCCUACUUAAAUGAUACUCGCAGUUUACUCAAAGAUGCCUUAUAAUUUUAAUAUAUUUAAAGUUUAUAUGUAUGUUUAGAAAAUUCAGUUAUAUUACAAAAUAAUAUCUCUCAAAGGCAGAAAGCUGUUAUUAUGC